CCUUUCCAUCUCCUCCUCACUCCUAUGAGACCGCUCUCGGCUUUGACGUCAUCGUGUGCUCCCUCCCGUUGCCAGGCAACCCGUCUCUCGCACCCCCCACCCUCUCCUCCUCCUCCUCCCGUUUUGCCAUCACUACGCUGGUAGGAUCCAUAAUGGUACAGGCAUCAUCCUGCAGCACAAUGGUGAGCGCGCAGUGAUUCAGCAUCGCAAACUCAGGCUUUAAUCCUCCAGCGUUAGACUUUCUUUUGAUCUGUUUGAUACAGUGGUUUUUAAAAGAGUCGCCUGCCGGAAUGUUUUGAACAGGACUGGACUGUCACCGGACCGGGAUCAUCGGACGGGCAGCUGGCACGGAAUGGUAUUUAUGAACAGACGUUUCUUAUAUAACUGCAGUGCUCCAGUCCUGGAUGUGAAGAUUGCCUUUUGUCAGGUGUGUGUUCCAUACAGGUAAAUUAAAAGGGUUUUGGCAAACAAGUUGAUGUUUCUUACAUUGCCCAGCAUUACAACAUGAGCAAAAGCAAAGUGGACAACCAGUUCUACAGUGUGGAAGUAGGAGACUCCACCUUCACGGUUCUCAAACGGUACCAAAAUCUAAAGCCCAUUGGUUCUGGGGCUCAGGGAAUAGUGUGUGCUGGAUAUGACGCUGUCCUGGACAGAAAUGUGGCCAUUAAGAAACUCAGCAGACCCUUCCAGAACCAGACUCAUGCUAAGAGAGCAUAUCGAGAGCUGGUGCUCAUGAAGUGUGUCAACCACAAAAACAUCAUCAGCUUAUUAAACGUCUUCACACCACAGAAGUCUUUAGAGGAAUUCCAAGACGUUUACCUGGUCAUGGAGCUGAUGGACGCAAACCUCUGCCAGGUCAUUCAGAUGGAGCUGGACCAUGAGAGAAUGUCCUACCUGCUCUACCAAAUGCUGUGUGGAAUCAAACACCUGCAUUCAGCCGGCAUCAUCCACAGGGAUUUGAAACCUAGCAAUAUUGUGGUGAAAUCCGACUGUACGCUGAAGAUUUUGGACUUCGGGUUGGCAAGAACUGCUGGAACUAGUUUUAUGAUGACCCCCUAUGUGGUGACGCGGUACUACAGGGCUCCGGAGGUCAUUCUGGGCAUGGGCUACAAGGAGAACGUGGAUAUUUGGUCAGUUGGUUGCAUCAUGGGAGAAAUGGUGCGCCACAAAAUCCUAUUCCCCGGCAGGGACUACAUCGACCAAUGGAAUAAGGUUAUAGAGCAGCUGGGCACACCCUCUCCUGAGUUUAUGAAGAAGCUGCAGCCGACGGUGCGCAACUAUGUGGAGAACAGGCCAAAAUACGCCGGUCUGACCUUCCCCAAACUCUUCCCUGACUGCCUGUUCCCUGCAGACUCCGAGCACAACAAACUCAAAGCGAGUCAGGCCCGAGACCUGCUGUCAAAGAUGCUGAUCAUUGAUCCUGCGAAGCGAAUAUCAGUGGAUGAGGCGCUUCAACACCCCUACAUCAACGUGUGGUACGACCCGGCUGAGGUGGAGGCGGCCAGGAAUCAGCAGAUAUCGAUGCCUCCUCCACAGAUCUAUGAUAAACAGCUAGAUGAGAGGGAACACUCCAUUGAUGAAUGGAAAGAGCUCAUCUAUAAAGAGGUGAUGAACUUCGAGGAGAGAACAAAGAAUGGUGUGGUGAAGGGACAGCCCUCUCCCUCAGGUGCAGCCGUGAACAGCAGCGAGAGCCUCCCCCCGUCCUCCUCCGUUAACGACAUCUCCUCCAUGUCCACCGACCAGACCCUGGCCUCCGACACCGACAGCAGCCUGGAGACCUCGGCCGGCCCGCUGGGGUGCUGCAGGUGACUAACCGCCUGCCUGCGCAACCCCAUGUUCUUCAGAAGGUGAACGGCUGAAAACAAGUCCACAAAAAACCUCCAGAUGAAAACAAUAUAUGCGUCAAAAAAUAAUAAUGUUUGCAUUUUCAUUCAAAGAAAUGUUUGAAUAUGUAUAUUUAUGACUCUCCACUAGUUGCUUUGCAUCCCCUCAUAUCUCUGCUGAAAAAAAAUGAACAAAAAUAAUGGUUUUCUAGUGAGUAUAAUGGAAAUUAUAUCGGUUUUAAUGGAAACUGUGGGUCCUUUUUUGUUUGCUUUCUAUUGACAUGCUAAACCAAUAAAUCCUAAUGGGAUGUGUUCCAAAACACUAAUACAUUUAAAAUGUGGGUUUAAUGGUUACAAUUUGAUGGCUUGUAAUUGCUUUAAUGGUGUCUAUAGGCUACUGGAAACCAUUCAAAUUUUCUGUGAAGUUUUCCAUUUCUUUUCUUCAGCAGGGACAGCAUCCAAAACAGAUCAACUUAAAGAUGAAAAAAGAAUAAUCUGUAAAAUGUACAUGGCUGAUAUCUAAUACCUAGCAGUUUUCUGUGCUUCACUCGAUGUGGCAGGGUGGGCUUUUAUUUUAACGAGCACUGUACAAUAUUCAAUUACCCCCUUGUCUUUUGCCAUGAUGUGCUGGUUUUGGGUGGCUGGUGUGUUCCUCGUAGGGUAGAAUAACGCCCCCUAUAUUUUGUAUAUAUGUAAUUGUGUACAGCUGUGAGUGGGACUGACGGCCAGUAGAGGGAGUAUUUGCACACCUUGCCACAUCACACACCCGUUCCCCCUUUGCCUGUAGUCUUGCAUGGUCAGAGAGAAAAAAAAACGAAAUUAAGCUAAUUAUAACAUAUAUGUUAUUCGUAUAUAUACGAAUAUAAAGAACCGUGUUUAUAUAACAUUUAAGGGCGACAGGAAGUGAGGCUGCUUAACAGGAAGCCAUUGGGGUGUUCAAGCACUGUCGCUGUCAUUCUCUGACUUCUGCCUUCGUGUUUGAGAAACUCACCCUCUUUUCUGCAGCCUUGCAUGCUGUAAUUCACACUUGAAAGGUGUGUGACGAACGCAAGUUGAGAGCAUGCGCCUCAUCUUCACUUUUUUGUUCCUCGUUUGCAUCCACGCAAACUAAAUCUCAUCUCAAAACUCAUGUUUUUGUGUUGGGAAUCGACAUGCUUACUACCUAAAUUUCCACAGCAGGAGUUUAUUUAUUAAUCCUCUUUAUUGUCGGAUUUGGGAAGUGCCUUUGAAAUAAUGCAGUUUCCUCCUAGAAAACAUGAAUACAGUGAACGCGACGGGUAUGGCAAGCUGCUUUUACAUUUAAACUAUUAACUGUACUAGUAUUUUUUUUCAUUGUAAACCAGUCCUUUUCGGGUACUAGUAUCUAUUAAUACUUAUUCUUUAGCUAAUAGAGCUUAUUCUUGUUUCAAAUAUACUACUACUUCAUUAGAUGCUUGUUUUAAAGUCCUUUAAAGGUUUAAAGUUGCUUUUGCUAGCGCACAUUGUUAUUCUUUAGUUGAAGAAAAAAAUGUUUUCUAAUCUUUAAUCAAGUCUGGCCAUUUGCUUCAGCAUUUGGAGUGGCACUCCUUGUCUGAUGAUGCCGGUUUGACGAUUUCGACCACAAUAUUCUUAACCCUGCCCCUCUUACUGUCUUACUUACUGUCUUGCUGUAAGGCAGUGUUUCUCAACCACAUUCCUGGAGGACCACCAAUACUGCAUGUUUUGGAUGUCACCUUUGUUCGUCACACCUAUUACAGGGUCUUUCAUUCUCUGCUAAUGAGCUGAUAAUCUGAAUCAGGUGUGUUUGUAUAAGACAUGGGCUGUUUCUCAUUUCCAAGAACGCAAAGAAAAGAAAUCAGAUCUUAAAAGUGGUGAUUUUGUAAUGGAAAUACCGGCAGAACUUGGGCCAACCUGAUUGAAAAUUAAAAGUCUGUGUGCAUAUACCCCAUUCUCUAGCACAAACACUAGUAUCUAAAGAAUAAGCACUAGUAUCGAAUGAAUAAAUACUAGUAAAUAAAAGAUACUGCUAGUAUAAAAAGUACUGGUAGCAUGAAAAUCAAUUCUAGCAUGGUUUGCACUGUAGGUUAAAUGUUAAAGCAGCUUGCCAUAGGUGAUCCAGGUGGUGUCGGAUGUGUCAGGUCUGUUUAUCCAGUCCCAUAAUUCCCUAUUCAUAUUAAUUUUCUAUAGUGUAGAGAUCCAAGUGUCUAAUUUAAUGUCACUUUAUGUGUGUAAAAAGAGGCACCUGGGGUAAUAUUUCUACACUCAUCUGAUCUGAGUCUUACAGUGGCUUCAAAUAGUAUUUGGAUAUUUAGGUCACAAUUAAAAAUGUCAAGACAUUAAUAAUAAAAAAAACUAUGUGGUUGUCAAAUGCCAGUGAAACGUUUUCAAAGUGUCCAUUUUACGCCAUUUAUUUAGCAUAACUUUUUCUGAAUGAGUGCCAUUUGUUAUAUUAACUCAUAUACAUUUUUAAAAUGAGUCUAAAGUGUCCAAAUACAUAUUGUGGCCACUGUCUGUUGCAAUGUAACCCCCCCUUUACAUUUUGAAAAAGUCAAAUAAUGUAGUUUCAACUUUCAAACACACAUGACUGAUGUUUUUAGUACUAGGUAAAGUUUAGCGUCAUUGGAAAAAAACAUGAUGAAGUACACAGUAAUUUGAACAUAUAAUAUUUAAGUUGUACCGUUUUGUUUUGUACCUGUAUUUGAUCCGUGUACUAAGCAAUUUAAUAAAGGGAAUGAAAUGCACAUUCAUUUUUGGGGUUUGUUUAUGUAACUAAGCUCUCGUUUUCUAACUCAUCCUCACUCUUUUUAUUUUUGUCUAUGAAAUGAGUUUUGUUUUUCAGUGACUCAUUCGUAUGGCAUCGCAUGUUAAUAUUCUGAUCCCGCAGGGACACUCUUAAAUAUCCACAGAUUUAGCUUUUUGUGUUAAGUUGAAAUCAGUCGCACACAGUUAUCAUAUAUAUUGAGUUUAAUUACCUAUUCUAAGCAUUAAUCUGACAUAGCUGAAUAUGAAAUCAUUCAGGUGCUGCUUUAUUAUGCUUAAACAUAAAACCUCAGAAUUUUGAUAUCAAAAGCCAUUUAAAUACCCUAUAUAUGUGCAUGAACCAUAAGAUUCCCAAAAUGUUCACUAUAACAAUCAACAUAGCAAUGCACAUCAUCUUCAGAGAACAGAGAGGGCUUGUGGGAGGUCUCUAGGCUCUGUAAUUCAAUAUGGCUGCUGAUGUUUUUUUUUUUUCAACAGGGUGGACACGUACAGUAUAGUAAAGGUAGCUUUUGUAUUUCAAUUGUUAGAAUUCAAUACUAAUUGUAAACCGUUAUGUUGUGUAUCCAACUUGAUCGCAUUUUAUUUUAGGAUAGAUGGACAACAAUGUCGUCUUGCAUUUUAUACGUAUACAGGUUGUUUUUCAACAAAAUGGCCCUCGAAUCAGUCGGGUCUCGCACAGGGUUAAUUAUUUGCGAAUCCAUUAUCGCAGUCGUCCAUUUUGAAACUUUGCACCAGUUGUUAUAAAACAGUAACUUGAUAUAUUAACUUAAACCGUUUUUUUUUCCCCAUGAAAGUGGAUGAAAUGAGUCAGAUUCCAGCCCAGAAGUGUGCAUUUCUCUCAUGGUGCUUCAAAUGUAGUUAAAAGUUGGGAUUUAUUAGUCAGAAUGGCUUCUGAUAGGUGUAAACAAUAAGUUUGUGCUCGUCACAUUAGCCACUUUCACACAUUAAAGCCAGUAAAUUACCAUAAAAUUGCCAGACUUUUCCAUUGACAUAAGCAAAAUUGUUCUGUAAUUUAAAAAAAUUAAGAUACGAUUAACACAUUGGUGCCAAUAGCCUAGUAGUUAGUAUGUUGACAAGUAGCACUGAUGUGCUCACAGAGACCCAAGUUCGAGUCCCACCUUGAGGGCCUUUGCAGAUUCUUUGCCUCUCUCUCUUUCUGCUUUCCUGUCUCCACUAUACUAUAAAAAUAAACGGUUAAAAACCCCUAAAUAAAUAAUUAUAAAAAAAGUUACGAUUCACACAUUAUUAUAAAAAAUAACAUUUUUCUAUGAAAUCAACCAUGGAAAUAAGCAUUAAACACUGCUCCAUUUUCUUAUUUAUUUUAUCUGUCCACUUAUACAACUUUGAUUGAUAGGCAUAAAGUUUUGCUCUAAAAUAAAACUUGAUGCGCACAAUAGUUAAAGGGAUAGUUCACCCAAAAAUGUUACUUUGCUCACUAUGUAUUCUCUCUCAAAUGGUUCAAAACCUUUAUGAGUUUCUUUUUUUCUGUUGAACAGAAGAUAUUUUGAAGAAAGCCGAAAACCUGUACCCAUGGACAUUCAUUGUAGGAAAAUGAAUACUGUGAAAGUUAAUGGUUUCGGGUUACAACAUUUUUCUAAAUAUCUACUUUCUUGUUUAAUAGAAGAAAGAAACGCAUAAAAGUUUGAAAGAAGGGCGAGUAAAUGUAAAUGUUCAUUUUUGGAUGAACUGUCCCUUUAAGCCCAAAUUAUACUUCAUAUUUUAUGUGUAUGCCAUGUAUACCGUGUGGUGAGCAUUACUGCAUCAUCAGCUUAGUAUACAGACACUUCACAUAUGAACAGCCUGAUUUUUCUAACAAUGUGUGAUUGUAUUCACCACUUUUUAAGAGUGUCCAUUUUUAAUGGAUAAAUCUUUCUACACUGCAUGUGUCAGAUGCCUGUUUGUGCAUGCUAUCAAACAGAGUGUACUUUGAAAGGCUGUAUGUUAAGCAUAUGUUAAAAUUCAGUAUAAUUUGGGCUUGAGGGUACACUAAUAAUAUCACAGACUAUAGUAAAAUAUAAUAAUCACAGAGAAAAUGUACUGAAGAUGUGUGAUAAACUUUUGUAUAGCACAUUUUAAAUCUAUUGAAAGCAGGAGAGCGCACUGUAAACAGUUUAGACACAGGAAAACGUGUUCGGCAACAGUAAUUCUCUAUGGAAGGCAAUUGUGGACAAAAUGUGUGAAAUCUGACAAUGCAAACACACAGUUUGAUCAUGUUGAAGCAUCGAAUUUAAACUUAAAACUGCUUAUUUAAAAAUGAUUUGAAACACGAUUAAGUUUUUUGGGACAAUUGUUUUAAGUUCAAUCCACUUAAAUUGUAAAAACAAUUAAGUUCAUCUAUUUGGAAGAACAUGGAGUUGUGUGGAAGUCUAAAAUACAGCAAUUUAAUUGGCUGUUGUGCUUGCUUAGAUGAUUGCAUGGUCAAACUGACCAUGAUCAGAAUUCACACUGUCAAAAAGUUUUGGCACUGAUUGCCUUCCAUAAUGCCACUUUUUGUUCACAAUAGCAUUGUUCAUUAACGUUAACUUCUUAUACUAGAAAAUUGUCAGAAUUAAUAUUCUAAAAUAAAAUAUUUCCUAAAGAUUCUUUUUGCACACAAUCUUUAAACAAUUUAUCUGUAAUUUAUAAAAUAAAUCUUAACUUUUGUGUUAAUUUAUUUCAAAACAUUGUUUCAAAUACAUCGAUUUCAUUGUUAUAUACAUUGUUGGCAUUAUUGAUACAUCUUAAAUCUGCAAGUUAAGAUUUCUGGUUCAGAUAGCCUUCCAUAAUCCUAUACUGUUUAACAACAACAUAGUUUACAUUCACUUUCAAAUGAUUACUUUUCUUAAAAACAUGUUGUUCACUCAUAAUCCCUAAAUGGUAAUUUACAAGUGUGUGAAAGUGGCCAAUGUUAAAAUAAUGUUGCUUCUGAAACCAGUGUCAGUUAUAAACUUGUGACCCAAACACAGAACAGAAACAUGAUAAACACUGAACGAACACGGCAGUAUUGUCAAAUUUGACUUUGUCUUGUAACAGUACGGGUUUGUGAGCAGGAAAUUAAUGUUUGGAAACUUAAUGUGCUAUAAUGAUGUCAUCAUUUAAACUCGAUCUGACUGGUGGAGAUAAUGGCCUUAUGAGGAACAGAGUUGUAAAAUAUUCCCGGGUUUUGAUUAAAUCUGUUUAUAAGUCCAGUAUAAAAAUAACAUCUUCAUUAUCCAGUCUUGAAUGUUCAUCAAAUAAAUGCAUGUCUCGGUAAACACAUCUGUCAUGUUAUGUUUGAAAUGAAGGUAUUUGAAUGUUCUGUUAUAGUAUAAAAUGCGUGUUUUCAUCCGAACAAACUGCACAAUAACACAGAGCUGAUGAAAUAAUGUGUCACUGCAAUCAAAGAAAAAACACUCUGAGCAAUACAGACCACAUGAUCAUUACUAUUGACUGUCUUCAUGUAUACUUUCUUUUUUUACCAUCCUUUUCUCUUUCCUUUUUCCUCCCCAAGCUCAUUCUUAUUUCAUUUUCUUCAUCCUCUUCCUUCCCACAAUUUUUCACUAUUUGUUGUUCCUUCCCUUCCUUCCUUCGUUUCACUUCUAAACAGAGUCCCACACUGGACGUAAAGUGUCACGCCUUGGUUUUUAGAAUUGAAAACAUUAUUUUCUAUGAGGGCACGCACACACCGGUGUCAACAUUCACCAUAUGUUUGCGAUGCUUAGUGACAUAUAGAUAUAAUGUAAUGUAAAGAUGAGGCGUCCGCUGUGCAACCUGCUUUAUUUUGUUCCGUUGUCCUACUUUAUUUCCUUUCUUCCUUUUUCUUCCUCAUUCUUUUUUCCUCUCAUUUCACAGCUUUUUCCUUUGUUUAUUCCGGUUCACGUCCAGCCUGAUCUCAUGAGGAAAUGUAACCAUUUUAGGUUUUGUCAGUUUAGUGGCAAAUUCUUCUGAAUUAGUACGAGUUCAGUCUCAUAAAAAUGUGUGAUUUUUAAAAGGAGGCGUGGCACCCAACCCCACCCCUAAACCCAACCGUCAUUGGGGAUCAGCAAAUCGUACUAAAUUGUACUUAUGAGGCUGAAGAAUUCAUACGAAUUAAGCUGCGGUGACACUAGAGUUUGAUCUUGCAAAAUUCUUUAGUAUGGUGCUGCGAAAAGGGGCGGGAUUAAAUAUUUAAAAAAAAAAAAAGAGUGAUUGGUCCAUGUUUUAAAUUUUGGUCCAGAGAGAUCAUGUUUUAUCCUUGAUUGGUUUUACGCAGUCACGUAAUGUGAUUUCGCAAGUCAGAGUUCAGCAAGCUUGAACUUUGCAGCGCAGCAAACUGCUAAACUUGUCGCACGAGCUUGCGUCUGACGCAUUCGUGACGCAUGCAGUGUGACCGCAGAUUUAGCCACUAAAUCAAAGUUACGAGUUGCCAUGGGAUUGUUGUCAUAUCUCUUUUACUUACUCUACUUCUAUUUCAUCUAUAAAAUCCUUUUCUUCCUUCCUUCCUUUUUUCUGUCCUUCCAUUCAUUCUACACUUUCCUUCUAUUCAUUCUACACUUUCCUUCCCAUCAUUUUACCUUUAUUUCUUACUCUUUUUCCUCCCCGUUUCCCUUUUAAAUUCCUUCCCUCUUUUCUUUCAGCUGUAUUCAUCCAGUCUUUUCCUUCCUUCUGCAAUUUCAUAUUCAUUUUUUACACCUGUUUAUCUUUAUUUCCUCACUCACUUCCUCAUGUUUUCGGUCUUCUUUUUUCUUUCCAUUCUUCCUGUUUUUUCCUUUCCUCUUUUUAAUUAACCUUCUACCUUCCUUCCUUCUUCCUGUUUUCCUCCUGUCUUUCUGUUCUUUCUGCAGUUUCGUUUCCAGUCUUUUUUAUAAUGAUUACUUUUAAUUUCUGAGGUGGCGCAGUGGGUAUAACUGUCGCCUCAGUUGGCAUUUCUGUGUGGAGUUUGCAUGUUCUCCCGUGUUGGCAUGGGUUUCCUCCAGGUGCUCCGGUUUUCCCCCACAGUCUAAAGACAUGUGUUACAUGUCAAUUGGGUAAGCUAAAUUUUUCCGUAGUGUAUGUGUAUGAAUGAGAGUGUAUGGGUGUUUCCCAGUGAUGGGUUGCAGCUGGAAGGGCAUCUGCUGCGUAAAACAUAUGCUGGAUAAGUUGUUGGUUCAUUCUGCUGUGGCGACCCCUGAUUAAUUAAGGGACUAAGCCGUAAAGAAAAUGAUAGAUGAACUUUUAACUUCCUUACACUUUUCCUCCUCUUUCCUUCCACCUUUCUUUUUUUAUAAUUUUUUCUUCCCAUCCUUCCAUUCUUUCUGCUGUUUCCUUUCCAUCCUUUUCAUUCCUGUUUAUCUUCCUUUACUUACUCUUUUCCUCCCUUUACCUUUUAAAUGUCCCCUCCUUUCUUUCCCAUCCUUUGUUAUUAUCGGUUUAUCUUUUUCCCUUACUAUUUUCCUUUUAAAUGUCCUCCUCCUUUCCUUCACUAAUUUUUUUCCGCCCAUCUUUCCAUUCUUUCUUCUGUUUCCUUUCCAUCCCUUUGUAGUAUUAGUUCUUUUUUUACCUCACUCUUUUCCUCCUCUUCCCUUUUAAAUAUCCUCCUUCCUUCCUUCCUGUCUUUUUAUUUCUUCACAUCCUUCUAUUCUUUCUGCCAUUUCCUUUCCUCCUUUUAAAUCUGCUCCUUCGCUUAUCCCCACCUUUCUACAUUUUCAUUUCCAUUCUUUUUUUAUUAUGUUUACCUUUACAUUUUUUUUACACUUUUCCUCCUCUUUCCUUCCCUUUUUUAUUUUUUCUGUCUUCAUUUUUCUUCCCAACUUCCCAUUCUUUGCCGUUUCCUUUUCAUCUGUUUUUUUUACCUCGUUUUAUCUUUCUUUUCUCAACUCUUUUCCACCCUUUUCCUUUUAAAUGUCCUCCUUCACCCUUUUCUGUCUUAAUUUUUCCUCACAUCUUUCCAUUCUUUCUUCUAUUUCCUUUCCAUUCAUUUUAUUAUCUCCGUUUACCUUUCUUUCCUUACUCUUACCUCAUCCUUCCUUAUAAAUUUCAUUCUUUCUUCCUUCCAUUCUUCAGAUUUACUUAAUCCUACACUUUAAUACAGACAACCUUUUA
Messenger RNA from Danio aesculapii, 10580 nucleotides. RefSeq names its product mitogen-activated protein kinase 10 (gene mapk10). Gene Ontology annotation, molecular function: ATP binding; JUN kinase activity. Gene Ontology annotation, biological process: JNK cascade; protein phosphorylation. The transcript is spliced from 14 exons. Bases 505 to 1809 code for a protein of 434 amino acids. The record is from RefSeq and is a predicted model, not a curated record. Gene Ontology annotation, cellular component: cytoplasm; nucleus. Lineage: Eukaryota; Metazoa; Chordata; Actinopteri; Cypriniformes; Danionidae.